This is a messenger RNA of Bursaphelenchus okinawaensis, 5109 nucleotides long. Lineage: Eukaryota; Metazoa; Nematoda; Chromadorea; Rhabditida; Aphelenchoididae. The record is from the annotation of a GenBank genome assembly.
AUGACCAACCUCCACCGCAUCAAACUCUUUAUGCAUCAUCGACGGAAAAUUGAACGCCGUCUGAUGACAUGGCUCUUACUAUGUGGCCUUACCAUGAUCGUUUUCUACGUAGUACUAGUGGUCGGAACAGGUGCCUACAUCUUUUACAGUCAAUUCUUGUCAAAAACUACCGUGUUACAAUUACAACAACAAUUUCAAUUCCGAGAAGAUCCGAUUGUUAAACUACUGGCUGAUGAUGUGAAUCAACUUGAGGUAGAUGAAGGUAAUAAUGUAGUCGUGAAUCGACGACCAGCUGAUGUCGGAUUUAAUAGAAUGUUGAGGAUGAGACGAUUAUUGAACUACGAAAGGUCUAGAGCUAAACGAGAAGUGGAUUUUACGGAGUUUUUGAUCAACAAAACUGUGGUCAGUGAUCAAUCAGCUAGAGUUAAACGAACAAGUUGUUCUGAACAAGGUAAGUUAAAAUUUUGAUCAAUAAUAUUUUUUUAAAAUUUAAAUUAGGUAAAAAUAGAUUAAAGUUGAAUUUAAAAUGUAUUUUUUAUCAAAUUUUUCUAGUUUACAAAAUUUUGUUUGAAAACCUUUCAUCGUAUAAAAUGGUUUGCGCAGGUUGCGCCGUCUAUCGCCUGUUUUCUUUGUUUUUUGUUAUUCUAGGCUUACCUUUAACAAAAUAAGGCUUAUUUCGACUAUGUUUUAUCAUUUUUAUAUGUUAAAAAUAUAACUUUAUCUUUACUUUACCUGAUAAUCUCCAAAAACCAUGAAUAAUAUUAUUUUCAGCGUUGGGGCAUGUGUAUUCAACGGAUGCGGACGACGUAUUUCCUGAUGACCUCUUUACCUUGGCGCAAAGACGAAAUGGUGCAAUAAUUCUACAUUUCUGUGGCCUUUGCUACAUGUUUGUAGCAUUGGCAAUUGUUUGCGACGAGUUCUUUGUGCCGGCAUUGGGAGUUGUUACUCAAGAGGUAGGAUAAUAUAAUAUUGAUGUUUUUUCCUGCUUUUUCAAGCUGGUAGCUUAUUUACGAGGAUGUAGAGGAUAUUGGAAGUUAUGAUAUUAGGGAUUUUGAAAAGAAAAUGUUAGAAAUGGUGGUAAACAGAUUAAAAUUAUAUUAUAGUUGGGCUUGAUAAGGAGGAAAAGGAAGUAAUCGAGCUGUGACGAUCAAAAUUGAUAUUAUACUGAAGUCUUUAGGCUAUUUAUAAAGAUAUUUAACUUUUUAAUUGUGGUUUACUUUAUUUUAGCUUGACAUAUCAGAUGAUGUGGCUGGAGCAACGUUUAUGGCAGCUGGUGGAUCUGCUCCUGAAUUCUUUACAUCAUUAUUUGGAGUUUUCAUUACACAGAACAAUGUUGGGGUUGGGACGAUUGUUGGUAGUGCAACGUUCAAUAUUCUUUGCGUUCUGGCGUUUUGUUGUCUGUUUUCUCGACAAGUCUUACACUUGAAGUGGUGGCCAAUGUUUAGGUAACAUUUUGGUUUUAAAAUGGAUUUGUGGCGUUCUGUAGCAUGCUGUAGGGUUCUGAAGCAUUUAAAAUCUGAAUUUUAAAGUUUUUAAUGUAAAUGCCCUAUGCAAUAGUGCCAUUUUGCAGAGACAUGUCGUUCUACGUGCUGGCCCUGUUUGUGUUGUUGAUGUUCUUCCGUGACGAGCAGGUGGACUGGAUAGAAGCUCUGUGUCUUUUCAUGAUUUACAUAUUAUAUGGAAUUUUUAUGAAGUAUAACGAGUUCUUCGAAAAGCUCAGCGGUCGAUUGAUCUCCGGCCGAAGUGUGAUCACUCCACAACAGCAGCUGGUCAAGGUGGGUACAAUGUAUUGGUAUUAAUGGUGCUACAAAACUCUUGGCGUUUUUGUACUCACAAAGUAAUAUAAAUUGACGACAAGACUUUUGAGGCUUUGAUAAUUGGCCACAAGACUUCCUUAAAGCUCUGAUUUUUAUAUUGUAGUAGCCUUCUUCCCUAAAUGAAGUAAAAAUUUUCAAAAUAUUGAUCAAAUAAUCUAAAAUGACAUUGUAUUUUAGAUAGAAUCAAGCUCAAAUGGUCUUCAUUUACCUGACAGCCCAACCAAUGAGUCCACCAUGAAAGUAGAAAGGAACAUUCCAGUUUUACAUUCUGGAGCCAUGUUUCGAACGGGUUUAAUGCAUAUGGCAUUGGAGGACAUGGAAAUUGCUUCCGAUACUUCUUCUUUGCCUGGGGGAGGUAUGAGGUUCAAAAAUAUUAUUAUCUUACAAGCUUUAUUUUUUUUUGUAUUUUUAGUGUCAGUAUUCUCCAGCCAGCAUGAGCUAACUCCAAGGCCAAGGCUAGUCAAAACAAAAAGUCAGCCUUCAAUUACACCUUUGAAAUUGAAGCCCCCGAGGGCUGGUGAGUCUUUAAAAUUUCUUUUUAGGACAUUUUUCCUUGAUUUCUUAAAAAAUCAUGGUUAAUUUUGUUAUUUUUAAUGGGUGUUACCGUAUAAUUUUUGAUUUUUUUUGUAAAUUUAGGUAGUUUUUGAUAAUAAUUUGUAAAAAAUGGCGUUUUUAUGUUUUAAAAACUACUUUUUUAAUUGAAUUUUAAUAAGUCGUGAACAAUUUCACCCCACCCUCCUCAUUUUCAGCCAAACCCCGCUCCGUAGCGGCAUCAGCGAUCGACUUGGACCGUGUGAGUGUGGCUUCAUCAGCGUGGUCCAAUUCGACCGCAGCGAUUGGAUCAGUCCAUUUGGCCAACGGAAAUGGGAAUUCGCACGUAAACACAAAGAAAGAGCCGGUAAACAAGCCCAAGCCUGAAGAUGAAAUUGAAAAACCGGUCGAUAUUUCAUGGCCAACGACCAAUCGGAAGCGUCUGGUAUAUAUCAUGCUGAUACCGAUCAUGAUACCAUUGUAUAUUACGCUUCCUGAUGUUAAAAAACCGGUGAGAUUUUGGGUUUUUGGGGUGGAUUUUAUUAGGUUUUUCAGAUAAUUCUGUGCUCUUUUUAAUGCCAAUUUUUGGGGUCAGGGGGCAAAGAAUUAUUUGAACAACCAAAUAAAUGAAAUUUUGAAAAUUUGGAUGAUACUGUGCUAUUUUUAAAAAUUUUCUUAAUGAUACAUGUGCCAUUUCUUCCACAACAUCUUCAAGACCAUUACAAAACCAUAAAGUUCAAGCUGGCCAAGUGUAAUACGAGUAACAUAGGCUUGUUUAAUCUCUGCUUACGUCUUUUUCUCCUAAUAUUUUAAAAAGAUUAAGAAAACAGAUUAAUGCUCCGAUCUUGUGUCACGCAAUCCGGUGGACAAUCGGAUGCAUUUUACAACAACUCGUAAACAGUCCAGUAGCAUAAACUAUGCAAAUUAUCUUCAACAUUCCAUUGAACUGUAGCGCUUUUGAAUAUGAUGUUAUGGGCUCGAAACAUGAUGUUAGAUACUUAAAAUGUGAUGUUGUGUGAUUAGAUUAGUACGUGUAGGUGGUGAAGUUAAGAAGAAUGAUAAAAGAAUGCGUUAGUAGGUAUGAAGAUGGUCUUUGGUACAUGAAAAAUGAAAAUUAAAUUUAAAAAAAGUAAAAUUAGGCUAGCGGUAGACUUGUAAAGGGACCUGGCUUAAUUUUUUUUUGUACGGGCCAAGACCUUUAUUGUGCUACCUAAUGUGGGACUGCGAGGCCUUGGUUUGGGUCCGAAUUCAAGUAAAAUCUUUGAUGCAGGACUUAAGUUAGGCUUCCGAGGUACUGGUUUGGGCUCGGCCCUUGGGCCAAUUGUGCCGGUUUGGCUCUUUUCUAAGUUUCUUUGGCCUGACUUAUCUCGGCAUGGGAUCGGGCACAUUUGGCUCAAUUUUACAUCUAACUAACAAGUUGUGACAGUAUGAUCUUUACCUAUAUAUAGGCUUAUAUUGGCUACAGGGGCCUAGAUGAAUCAUCUUAUAAUACAUCUUCCAGGGUCGUCAAAAGUUUGUAAUCUGGACUUUCUUUGGCAGUAUAUUGUGGAUUGCUUUCUACUCAUAUUUAAUGGUAUGGUGGGCAAAUACGAUUGGAUCAACAUUGGGAAUGCCUAACGAAAUCAUGGGACUCACGAUACUGGCUGCUGGUACCAGUAUACCUGAUUUGAUUACUAGGUAAAAGGUUUUUUUAUUUUAGGUAGCUUUAAGGAUCUACUUGGUUGUUCAACUAUAUCUGUGCUGUUCUUCAAAGCAACUUUUUGCGGUUGAAGGCACAAAAUUAUUUGAGUAACCUAAAAAUGUUUUAAUUUUGAACUAAAACUUUUAUGUUUUUAUAUAAAAAUCCAUUCAAAGCUUUAAGUUUCAAUAUUAUCGCAGAGUUACUUCACAUUUUUAGUAUCAUUGUGGCCAGAAAAGGUCUUGGAGACAUGGCCGUAUCAAGCUCAAUUGGCUCCAACUUGUUCGACGUAUGUGUUGGGUAGGUUAAUAUUAUUAACCAGGAAACUACUCGACAUGCCCUCUGUACUAAAUUGCGCUUUUUAGCCAAUUUCGAAAAAAUUGAAAUGAAAUAAUUACGUUUUGAAUUUUCUGCCAAAUUGGCAUUAUGGUCAAAGCUUAUAACUUUUUGAUCAUUUUUCUUUUAUAUAAAUACUAGUAGAAAAGCUUUAAAUGGUUUGUUAUUUUUAUAUUUGUAAGCAUAGCCUGUUUGGAAAGUCGAAAAGUGUGCUUGAAACAUAAUGCCAACUUUGGCAAAAUGGCCGGAAAUUUAAAAAUUUAAAUUUUAAAACUCAAAAGCGCGUGUCAAAACUUUUUAUGUGUACCAUUAGUGGUAAAAAGAAUUUUUAUAAAAAUUAUGAGCUGAUUUUGAGCGCGGCGUAAAAAUUUAAAUUUUUUGUUAUUUAAAAUCUUGAAAAUAUCAAUUACCUACUAUAAUAUCAAUACCAGUUACCUACUACAAUAUCCUAAAAACCACUAUUAUAGCCUCCCAUUCCCAUGGCUGCUCAAAUUCUUUAUUGACUCCGUAUUUUACUCAAGAUAUCAAACCAUAUCGAUAAUCUCAAACGGCUUAAUAUGUUCACUUGGUAUGUUGUUCUCCAUGCUGGUUAUAUUGUACAUAAGUGUGUGGGCGUUCGGAUGGAGGAUGAACAAAAAGUUUGGUUUCACCAUGAUCACAUCGUAUGUGGCAAUGUGUAUACUCAGCGUUCUGCUCGAGUUGGACAUAGUUUUGUGUCCACUGCGGCGGUUAACUCACAAUUGUUAG